Messenger RNA from Phytomonas sp. EM1, 1248 nucleotides. NCBI's taxonomy places the organism in Eukaryota, Euglenozoa, Kinetoplastea, Trypanosomatida, Trypanosomatidae. The record is from the annotation of a GenBank genome assembly.
AUGCAAAUCGCGGGCGUGGAGUCCUGCGACCCCCCUCCCUUCCCCGCUUCCGCGUCGUCGUCGCGUGGGGAUGCCGUGGCGGGGGAUCCGCCGUUUUUGUGGACGCGGCUCCCCCCGCGCGGGGACCCCCCGCCGCCGCUCUGCUGCCACUCCCUCGUGAGCUACCAGGAUCGCUUUCUCGUCUGCUUCGGCGGCGGCAGCGGCGGCGGCGGCGACGGCGGGGGGUUCAAUCGCGUCCACGUCCUCGACCUGGAAACCGGGGGGUGGGUGGAGGUUGCGGCGGGGAAUGCCGCGGUGGUGCGGCCCCGCGUGAGCCACUCCGCCGUGAUUUAUCGCGAUCGCAUGAUCGUCUAUGGCGGGCACGCGCCGGAUGGGCCCGGGUGCUUUCGCGACGUCCUCUCCCUCGAUCUACGGCGUUGGGUGUGGACGCACGUGCAGGAGGCCGCGGGGGAACCUGGGGGGCCCGGGGCCCGCUACCUGCACGCCGCCCACGUGCAUCGCGAUCGGAUGUACGUCUUGAUGGGGCGCCCCACCGCGACGACGGCGAUGUUUUGGUAUCUCGACCUCCUGGAUUAUCGCUGGCGGGAGGUUCGGAUGCCGCCGCCGUCGGCGGCCGGGGGGAUCAAAUUCCCCCUUGUCGGCCACGCCGCGGCGGUGGAAGGGCGGUUUCUCUACGUCUUUGGCGGGUAUUAUCAUAAGGCGAGUUCGCACUACCCGUACGCGCCGGAAUCGUACUCCGGUGGGGUCUAUCGCUACGAUUUUGAAAAGGACCUGUGGUGGCAGCCGUUUCUCGCGCAUCCGGUGCAACCCCCUGGGCGGUAUGCCUGCGCGAUGGCGGUGAAGGCGGGUCGAGUGUUCAUCUUUGGCGGGGAUGCCCAUAAAUGCACGGUGUACUACGACGAUUUUUGGGUCUUGGAUACGACGGUGGCGCAGCCACGAUGGCGGGAGGUGUGGCGAGGGGCCUCCGAUCGUGGCCGGCCUUCGCCACGCAGCGGGGUCGCCUACACCGUCGCCCGGGAUGCCCUCUACAUCCUCGGUGGGGAGAUCCCUUCGGGGGAUUCGGAGCGGGUUCGCUACACGAAUGAACUUUAUCGAUACCCGUUGGGGUUUUCUACGCAGAUCUCGCUUGCGGAGAACACCGCCCGCUGGUUAUCCACCAUCCCUCUUCGAAGUGUUACGGCGAGCCUUUACUUUCCGCGCCUACCGCCCUCCGCCCUCCGUCUUCUCGAUGGUUACAUCCCUCGGUAG